Molecule: messenger RNA, 3402 nt
Organism: Closterium sp. NIES-65
Lineage: Eukaryota; Viridiplantae; Streptophyta; Zygnematophyceae; Desmidiales; Closteriaceae
Source: the annotation of a GenBank genome assembly
AUGCCGCCAAAGUCACGUGCUAAGAAGGCCAACGCCAAGGUUGCUGCUCGUAAGCAGCCGUUCAGUGCACCUGUCACGCCAAGGAGGGCUGAUGGAGCUCUAAGCAACGACAAUGCUGCUGAUACGCCGAUAACGGGCCCUGUUCAUGUGGAUCGCCCAGAGUCUUCGUCAAUAGCCGCUGCCAGGCUGUCUGCACUGAAAGGGAAGGGACACGCGGAAGAAACAGUCAACAAACAAGAGAGUCUUCGUAAGCCGGAGAUGCCUGAGUCAAUGUCGCCGGAUGCUGAGGCUGACAUGGAGUUCCCUGAAGAGGAAGAAGACGUAGACGCUGAUGGAUCUGGUUAUCUCAGUGACGACUCGGAUGAAGGAGCUGACCCUGUCAUGGCUGGUCUUGUUGCUGCGCAUAUCUGUUAUACGCUAACCUUGCUGAUCCCAGAUAAGCACAUUGAGGAGGUUCCUCGUACCAUGGAAUCGGUCAUGGCGCACCUGGUCCACUGGAAGAAGGAACUCUCUGCUGAUGCGCCUGCAACAACGAAGUUUCAGAAACUCCAGCCGACUUACCUGUCGAAGGAGCGCUUUGGUCGUGUUCAAGUCACCUUCGUCCAUGAGAAGGAUGCUGCUUUUGUCUGGAAGCGUGCUGUUGCUCAUGACUGCCUUAACGGUACCUCUCUGAAGUUGACAUGGCACUUUCCAGAGAAUGCGGAUUAUGUGCGCGCUCGCUCCCUCCACCCGAACGCCUUUGAAGUGGUGCUGAAGGGGGUCCCGGCAGAGCUGACUCCGGAGCGAAUCCGCAAGUUCCUGGUGAUUGUGUGGUUGGUGAAGAGGGGGAAGACACCGUUUAAGGAAGGUUAUGGUUUCCACCGCGUGCAAGAUCCGGUGUUAGGGAUGGACACAGACAAGAUUCUUGGCCUUCUCAUCCAGCACGAAAACGAUCUCUACCGCUGGCGUCACUUCAUCGUUGACCCUGCUAUGAAUGGGAAGAAGCUGCUGCUGCACUUCCCCUCGCUCAACUGUGACUACUGCAACGGCCAUCACAUGACACGCUACCACGACGACUACGUCACUGACCGUCAGGCCAACAUUAUUAAGGCAGAAGCAGCUGCAGUAGUGGACCCAGGUGGUGCAGCAGGCGGGGUUGCGGUGCUAAGAGAUCUCAACAUUGUGGCCGACCCCAUCAUGGACAAGACGUCGAGGCAAGGCUCGGAUGCGGAAAACAGGAGGCUCCUGCACAUAUGCUCUAAGUGGGACUUACGUGAUGUUUUCCGGACGCUGUACCCAUCGCGACUGGAAUACACCUUCUUAGCAAGGCCAACGUUGUCAAGCUCCCGCAUAGAUCGCGCUCUGGCAUCGUCCUCCAUGCUUCCGCUGGUAGCUGAUGCUUAUCACUCGGCAUCGCCGCCGGACGUCACGGACCACUGGUUUGGCAUCACCACAGUACUGACCGCGCAGACAAGAGAGGCGCAGGGCCCGGGGCUAUGGAGGAUGCAUGCGGAUCAGACGAAACACCCAGGGGUACGGAACACCAUCCGGCAGGUGCUGUCGGAGCAAGGUGGGACCGGCAAGCCAGACCUGCACUCCACACUCGCAGGGCUGCAGGCCAGCCUCAAAGCUCACGCAAGGGAGGAAAGAAAGAGGAUUGGAAAGACAAUAGCACAUUUGGAGGAUAGGGUGGCAGCACUGCGACAAAAGUUUAUGGCGGACUCGAGUCAAGGAGGGAAAUAUGCGGAGCUGACCAAGUACGAGGCACAACUCAAGGCGUACCGCGAUAGCCAGCGGAGGCGGAAGCAAACAAUGGCAGGGAUUGGUGCGGAGAUGAACGGCGAAAUCGCGAACAAAUUCCUAACUCAGAGGAUUGCUUCGCGAAAGGCGAAAACGGCGAUCAAGGAGAUUGUACAUGACGGCAAAAAAUACGAAGGGGAGAGGGAGGUCUUGACAGCGGCAUCCGACUUCUACGCCAAACUUUUUGGAGCAAAACAGCAAGUGGCGGAGUUGGAAGAGUGGCCGAUGGACCCAACGAAAACACUGAGCGCGGAAGCAAGGCAGGGACUCAUAGCACCCUGGACAGAGAAGGAGGUUAGACGGGCGAUGCGAGAACUGCCAAGGGGGAAAGCGCCAGGGGCAGACGGCCUGCCGAAGGAACUGCUUGAAGACAACUGGGACCUGCUGGGGGAGUCGGUAAUGGAUUUCAUGAGAGGCUUUGAAAAAACAGCGGAGCUGCCAAGGAGCGCGUCAACGGCAGUGACAAUCCUGUUGCACAAAAAAGGGGAGAGGACGGAUCUGGGGAAUUACAGGCCCAUCACCCUGCUAAAUGCGACGUACAAGAUCGCGGCGAAACUGCUUGCGAACAGGAUGAAGGGGGUGCUAUCUCAGGUCAUCUCGGAGAAUCAAUUCGGCUUCGUCUCGGGCAGGCGGUUGGCGGAUGCUGUUAAAGUAGUAGCGGACACUAUUGACGCAGCAGUGACAGGAAAAGAGGACUGGUACUUACUGCUUGUAGACUUUCAAAAAGCCUACGAUUCGGUGUUGCGAGCCUUCAUGUUUCGCACCCUGGAGCGUAUGGGCUUUCCGAAGGCCUUUGUGGAAUGGACCAAGGGACUGCAUGACCACGCGGCGACGCAACUGCUGGUCAAUGGAUGGCUGGGUGAGCGGGUGGAGGUUGAGUCGGGAGUGCGGCAAGGAUGCCCACUCGCACCUUAUCUCUUCAUCUGCGCAGCAGAGCCGCUAAGUCAGGAAGCGGAACGACGGAGACUAGGAUUACGAAAGAGGGGGAAAGGUGGCUUGGCAUACCUUGGGUAUGCGGACGACACAACGCUUCUGCUCCGUGGGAAGGAGCAGCUCAAGAAGGCGCAGAGCCUCUUGGAGGACUUCAGUGACAGAUCCGGAUUGCACGUUAACCGAGGGAAAUCCACGGUGAUGCCACUGGGUAGGAACAGGACGGGCAAGCCACCUGCAGAUGUGCACUACAACUGGGCGGAGAGGGGGACACCAGAGAGAUUACUCGGCAUCUGGAUAACAACAGAUGGGAGAGCGGAGCCUACUUGGGAAAAAGCCCUGCCCAAAGGAGAGGGUGAGCAGCCAAGCGCUGUGGAAUCUGGGAGCGGCGUUGUUAGAAGGGAACCCGAUGAAACAGUGGCUGCAAGACAGAGCGGCAAAUAUGCCACUGGGCUGGGCGACAUUGCUGGCACACAAGGCAAUACUAGCGGAAUGGACGUGUGGGAGCGGGCGCUGGAAAUCACUUACACCACUCGUGUGGGACAAGCAGCUGCCGGAGCUGCCGGAACCUGCAAACCGCUGGGAGAUGGCGCGGGAGCAGCUCUGGUUCAGCCGCUGGAUACACUACCAGGGGAACAGCCCUUUUGGCAGGCAGAAAGGCUCAGAAUGCCUGAGGGAGUUGACGGUGGGUGA